This is a messenger RNA of Penaeus vannamei (Pacific white shrimp), 4265 nucleotides long. Lineage: Eukaryota; Metazoa; Arthropoda; Malacostraca; Decapoda; Penaeidae. The record is from RefSeq and is a predicted model, not a curated record.
UCGUUAUUUCAGUUUAUACGUACGAGGUUCAAACACAAGCAUAGUGAUUAACAUGCUAAUGCCAUUUGGAUACGAAUUAACAUACGCUGGAGGGGAUACUUGUAUAAUCACCAAAGCUACUGGAUUGCUGAUGUGAUUUGACUGUUUUAGUGCUCUGUGUUAAGGAGAAUAUCCUACACACACACACACACACACACACACACACACACACACACACACACACACAGAGUCUAGCAGGAGUACUUUUAAUAUAACUCGUAAAUAGUAAUUAGCUUUUACACGUAUUAUCAUUGCCCUUUCCUUGCAGUUUUGCGGAAAGUGCCUCGCUCACCCGGAAGUGGCAGUUCCAGUACCUACAAAACCCUGCAGAUGUGCCAAGCGAGGAGGUCAGCAGCGCACUGGGAAGGGGCGUCUGAAAUCAGCUGUUUCUACGACCUCCUGCCAUUCCUCGGGUCGAAGGAUGUCCUCUGAAGGCGCCGCUGAGACUCGGAGCUCCUCUCCUUAUAGGAUCAGCGCCCGCCAUGCUCGUGCGAACGCCAUGACGACCCAGGGGCAUCUCCAGACAGCCAGCGGAGACAGGAACACAAGUUUGGACUCAGGAUGUGGACCUGCAGAAGACACGUUCUUCAUCCGGGAUCUGCUUCGCGAGUCUAGGCAAGUGAGAGACGAAAACGUGAACUGUGUUUCCGAGGAUGAGUUUUUGGACAGAGUUUUGGAAGCUCAGAUUGUGCAUCGAAAACAACUAAGCCAUGUUGACGAUUUUGAUCAAGAUGGGAGUGCAGUCAUAUCAAAAACUUAUCUGAAAAUGGAUAAAGAAACGGGGGACGUGACAAACAUAAAUGGUGAUGUAAAAUUAGAAUUAAAGGAAAAGAUUACCGCUAAGUUUCGAAUAGCAACGCCGGAAGAGUUAGAUAGAAAUGUGGAAAACUGUGGUAACAAAGAUAAUUAUGAUAAUCAGUGUGAUAAUUUAGAUACGGACAGAAACUUUACGGAAAAUCUGUGUGGAAUGACGGAAAACAGGAAUCGAACGGAAGAACACAUGAAUGAAACAGAAAACGGUAAUCAAAUGGAAGAAAACGGGAAUCAAACAGAAGAAAACGGGUAUCCAGCAGAAGACCGGAAUCAAGCAAAAGGAGACACGAAUUCCCGACAUGUCCUCACCACGGAAUCACGCCCAGUCUGUGACCUAGGUACUGGCCAAGGUACCGAAGGCUCAGAGACAAACAGCCCUGUCACGCUGAGGAACAAGAGAAGAGCAGCAGGAAACAGCAUCGACUCCUUCACAGCAACGCCCUCUGACUUGCUGAAGCGGAGGAGCGCCGAGAUCGUCCAGCUGAGACGCAAACUGGAGGCCAAGAUGAAGAGGAAGAGUCUCCAAAACUACUGCCUGAGCGACGACGAGGACGCUGGCCUCCUGAACAGCGACCGCGUGGACCCCCGGACUCUGAGGCGACCACUGAGCGCCUUUGGAAACCUGUACAGGGACAGCGGGAACGAGGCAGCCUUCUCAUCUCACUCGAGCUGCAACAGUAGUAACUACCCGAGUUAUUGUUCGACGCCAAUUCACCGACAACAAUACAGGGACAAGAUACCCCCAACGCAUGCCAUUGACCCUAAGAAAUUGAGAUAUCUCUUAGGUGAUCCACAUUAUUCACCACCCGGUCACAGGUGCAAGUGCGCUUGUUACAAUCAUAGGUGUAAAAGUAUACAUUGCGAACCCUUUAGUUGCGAUUAUAGACAUUCAAACCAGUACAAUGACCAUACUUGCCGUAGCCCGUGCCGUAACAAUCGGUGCAAUGAUGCAGUUAGUAAUAUAAAAUCAACUAAUCUUUGUUGUCACCACACGUGUGGUUCGUAUAAUAAUCAUUCAUGUUCACAUUCACCUAAUCAUCGAAAUUCAAAUCUGUACAGUGGUCACAGGCCUUAUAAUUCCUGUGGACAUCAUAACUGUGCAGACACAUGUGAUAACCACGGAACCUGCGAACGAAACUGCCACACAAUACCAUACAAUACCUGUGACAGUCAGUGCAUCAGUGCCAUACCACACAGCGAGUCAUGCAACUCGAACUGUGGCCACAUAUGCCACACACCCUCGCCGCCAGAAUCGUGCAACUGCAGUGCCGUCUCCAGUCCCCGAAGGUCCUCGACAUGCGCCAAUCUGCAACACACCUGCAGAAGUCCCAGUCCUUACCAGGAUGCAGAGGGAUUCGAGUCCCAGUACCACACUCCCGUUGGGUCGCCGCGUCCAGUCAAAUCUAUCCGACCCGCCCGAGUCACUGAGAACCAGGACGGGCGGAUCAACUACUAUCCUAACUGUGAUCCAACGAUUUGGCUCCGAUCGUGCGAGAAAGAGAUCCGCCAGCCUCUCCAUGGAACCAAAUCAGGUGUCAUCCCCACGUGGCUCAAAGGGACCCUGAUCAGGAAUGGCCCAGGGAGGAUCAAGGUCGGGGAUCAGCAGUACAACCACGUGUUCGACGGCUCGGCUUUGCUACACAGAUUCCACUUCCAGAAGGGCGAAGUCACGUACCAGAACAAGUUCCUCGAGAGCCGGAGUUACCUGCGGGAUACCAAAGCCCAGAGGAUCGUGGUCAACUACUUCGGCACAAGGGCUCAUCCCGACCCUUGCAAGACUAUCCUCCAGAACGUGGCGAGCAAGUUCAGCUUCGAGGAGCACUUCACAGACAACGCCCAGAUCAGCCUCUACCCUUAUGGCGACGGCCUCUACGCCCUCACGGAGACGCCCUUCAUCUUCCGUGUGGAUCCUGAGACGCUCGACACCCACGAGAAGGUCAACCUAACGCACCACAUCGCAGUCCUGACCCACACGGCGCAUCCUCACGUGGAUAGGGACGGCACUGUAUACAAUAUCGGCCAAGGGGUAGGACCUCUUGGACCAAAGUAUCACGUGUGCAAAUUCCCGAAUCCUAAGGCCGAUCGCAAAGGAAAGGUGAAGAGCCCCUUUGAACAACCGAUGGUCGUGUCCGUGUCCUGUCCAAUUAUAGGUCAAGUCAUACUCGGCAAGCAGGACGCCCUUAUUGAUGCCCUGCAGUGCCUUGCAAGUGCUUGUGCGGCGGUGCGUCACUUUCACACCUUGCACCUCAUUCCGUUGCAGACCAAGAUCCACGUCAUGCGUCGCGACACGGGUGAAGUGACGUCGACCCAAUACGUCACGGAAACGUUUUUCUUCCUCCACACCAUCAACGCCUACGAAGACCGCGGCCACAUCGUUCUCGACAUCGCUGCUUACAAAAACGCCGACAUGCUCAACUGUAUGUUCGUGGAAGCCCUGAAGAACGCCGCCUAUGACCCAACAUACGCCCAGAUGUUCCGCGGGCGUCCCAAGCGAUGGGUGUUGCCCCUGAACCCUGACAAGGAUGCCAAGCCCGGUGCCAACCUCGUCACGCUGCCGAACACCAACUGCCGAGGACGGUGGGCGAAGAAGAACGUCGUUUACAUCACGCCUGAACUGCUUUCCGACAUCGGCUGCGAGGUGCCGAGAAUAUACUAUGAGGAGUACAACGGACGUCCUUAUCGGUAUUUCUACUCUAUCUGUAGCGACGUGGAUCACCCUAGUCCUGGCACGUUGGUGAAGGUGGACGUGGUUAACAAGACACAUGUGGAGUGGAGUGAAGACAAUGUGUAUCCAUCUGAGCCGAUUUUCGUCCCACAUCCUGAAGCAAAGCGCGAGGAUGACGGAGUUGUAUUAGCAGCUUUACUAAGAGCCAAGGGACUAGACGACCAGGUGUGCAUGCUGGUUCUCGACGCCACCACCUUCACGGAGCUUGGACGCGUGGAAUUCGUGGCGUCAGGUCCUGUGCCCAAGUGUCUGCACGGGUGGUUCGUGCAGGACGGCACCCUCAGAGUCCACAAGGAUACGAAUGGCGCGCAGGAUGAUGACACAGACUCUCAGAAAUAGGAUACCGGCAAAGGAAGGAGAGCUAUAAGAAACCAUGACGUUAGAAUGACAGGGUUUUCGUCACGUGAGUCAAAGGGAAUUUACCCAUGGAGGACUUUUAGAGGAUGAGGACACAGGGGAAAGACAGGGGGAACCAGGGACACGGAGAUGCAAGGCGGAAGGUUUUGUGAAUGCAGAUUUCCUCGCGAUGUUCAAGCAGUGGAAGUGACACUUGUCCAUAAAGUAAUGUUUUCCACAUUCCACUUCUGAAUGUCUAUUGUAAGUUUGUGUAUAAAGUUAAGGAUUGCCUAGCAGCCUUACAAACAUCCUCAUGUAGGUAGAUUAUGAAUACCAAUGGUAUAUAUAUAUA